ACACGUGCCAAAUUCCAGGAACAAGCUCUGUUAACUUCACUUGCAGUGCCAGCACAAAGUCUUCACUUCACAACUAUCUAUAUGUCUUUAUUCUGGGACAGCUGCUUCUGGGAGUUGGAGGAACUCCACUAUAUACUUUGGGGACAGCUUUUAUUGAUGAUAGUGUCCCAAAACACAAGUCUUCGCUUUAUAUAGGAAUUGGGUAUGCCAUGUCACUGCUGGGUCCUGCUAUUGGCUAUGUCUUAGGAGGGCAGCUACUUAAUAUUUAUAUUGAUAUCCAGAUCCCAGAAAGUACAAAGAUGGAUCAAGAUGACCCACGUUGGCUUGGAGCAUGGUGGAUACCAUUUCUUGCAUGCUUUUUUUCAAUUUGGCUUCUUAUCAUACCCUUCUCAUGCUUUCCAAAACACUUACCAGGAACAGCAAAACUACAGGCUGAAAAAGUCUCUGAGACUCAUAAUGAUGGAAGUCAUGUGCUUGUUGAGAACAAGAAUAUUGGGAAAAGUUUUAAAGAUUUUCCUGUGGCUCUCCUGAUACUGCUGAAGAAUCCAGUGCUUAUGAGUCUAAUAAUAGCCAGUUCUUCAGAAGCUUUAGUGGCCACUGGCUUUGCCACAUUUCUGCCAAAGUUUAUAGAAAAUCAGUUUGGAAAGACAUCAAGUUUUUCAGCAACUCUUGGAGGGCUUGUAUUAAUUCCGGCAGCAGCACUAGGCCAAAUCAUAAGUGGCAUCUUUGUUUCCAAGUGCAAAAUGGAUUGCAAAAGCAUAAUCAAGUUCAUGAUAGGCACUUGUUCAGUGGCCUUACUAUUAAACACAGUGUUUUUGUUUGCUAAAUGUGGGAGUGAACCUUUCGCAGGUGUCUCUGAAACAUAUAAUGGAACAGGCACACUAUAUAAUUUAACAGCGCCAUGCAAUGCCAACUGUGGAUGUUUGCGAUCUAUGUACUACCCAGUUUGUGGCAGAGAUGAAGUCCAGUAUUUUUCUCCCUGUUUUGCAGGAUGUACAUCACAUCUUUUUAACAACGUGAAGAAGACAUACCACAACUGUUCCUGUAUUGGGAAACCAAAAGGAGAAAAUAGUUCAGAAGACUUUCUGUAUGAAGCUGUCCCUGGGAAAUGUCCAACACAAUGCAAAUUUUUACCCUUAUUCCUGACCUUCUUCUUUUCUGCUAUUGUUUUUACAUUUAUGGCUGUUACUCCAACAACUGUGGCCAUUCUCAGGUGUGUGCCAGAUAAACAGCGCUCGUUUGCUCUUGGAGUACAGUCAGUGUUUCUACGGCUACUGGGUACUGUUCCUGGACCAAUUUUGUUUGGUGUUGCUAUAGACAACAGUUGUACUCUGUGGGAUAUUAAUGAAUGUAAAACUAAAGGAGCCUGUUGGGUUUAUGACAAUGAAAGAAUGGCUUAUCUGCUGAUGGGCAUAAGUGCUGCUUGUAAAAUCGUCACAAUCAUCUUUGUGGUCAUGGCAGUUUGUUUGUAUAAGCCUCCACCAGCAGGUGCAGCCCUGUCUCAAAAGGAUUCAGAAGUGGUGUCUGCUAUACAUAUAUAA
Messenger RNA from Tauraco erythrolophus (red-crested turaco), 1541 nucleotides. The record is from RefSeq and is a predicted model, not a curated record. NCBI's taxonomy places the organism in Eukaryota, Metazoa, Chordata, Aves, Musophagiformes, Musophagidae.